AUGGAAAACCUUGAUGAUUUGCAUGCUCUAGAAUCAGGUGAGGAUCAAAUGCAGACUGAGGCUGAUAGUUUGGCAAAUGCCAAAGGGGAUUUGGAGGUUGCAGAUAAUCAAACAGAUCAGACAUUAAGUAUUUCGAGCAUCUCAAUUAAUGACAAUGGCAUUGGUUCAUUUCCUCCUGAGAGGGAAGAACUGCAUGAUGUGAUCUCUCAUAAUAUUAAUGUGAGAGCUGAGGUGGAACAUGAUGAGGGCAAGAACAAAUUCAAAGAAAGUGAAGAAGAGGUUUCAGUGGAGCAGGUUUUUAGUACUAUGGUCAAAGAAGCUGGCAUCUCACCAAGAUCGAGACAAAAAGGCUCUAAGAAAGGAAAGAAACAAGGAUUUAGAAGGAGAUUAGGUAUGAGAUAUGCCCAUUACAACUGCAAUGGUAAAAUAUGGUUCUUUGUAAAUGAUAAUGUGGAUGUGGAGAUCCUGCAGGACCUAGAACAACAGAUUACUAUAAAGCUGCUUUUCCAAGAUUGGAAUAAGUCACUUAUGGUAACUAUGGUCUAUGCAAAGUGUGAUCAUCUGGAAAGAAUCAGUUUAUGGGAUAGUCUGUAUAGUUUGGCUGAUCAAAUGGAAUUGCCUUGGUUGGUAGGGGGUGAUUUUAACAACAUUAUGAAUGAAGAUGAGAAGAUUGGUGGUUUACCUGUAUCUCCAGAUGAAUAUGAGGAUUUUGAAUUUUGUAUUAAUUCAUGUGAGCUAACUGACUCAGACCAUGCCCCUUUACUACUUACUUGGGGUGAAUCUUCACAGCACAUAAGGAAGCCUUUCAGAUUUCUAAAAUUCUGGACAGAACAUGCAUCUUUUUUAGAGGUGGUUAAUCAGGCAUGGAUCACAGAUUUUGAAGGGGAUGAUUUUAUCAAAUUUAAGCUGAAAUUGAAGAAUGUGAAAUCUGCUUUAUCUGCUUGGAGUAAGGCAACUUUUGGUGAUAUUUUCAAGCAACUGACAGUAAGGGAAGAGGUGGUGAGAAUUAAAGAACAAUGUUUUGAAGAGGAUCCUACUCUUAUGAACGGGAUGGUGCUACAGCAAGCACAAGCAGCAUUGAAAAAAUAUGUUCAUUAUGAGGAAGAAUUUUGGAGACAAAAGUCACAUAUGGCUAGUUUUGCUGAGGGAGACAGGAAUACAAGAUUUUACCAACAACAGUUCUCUCAAGAGGUUGAUCCAUUAAACUUUGAAUUGCAACAACAUGUUCCUAGUAUGGUGGAUCAGGAUACUAACAAUCAGCUGGUAAGCAUGCCAACUUUAGAGGAGGUGAAGAAGGCUGUAUUUGAAUUAUCUGCAGAUAGUGCUGGUGGUCCAGAUGAUAUGAUUAGGAUAUUUUAUCAGGUGUGUUGGGACAUUGUUGGUGCUGAUGUAUACAAUCUUGUGAAAGCCUUUUUUGAUGGCCAAACUCUUCCAAAGUCAGUCACACAUACCAACCUGGUACUAUUACCAAAGAAGAAUAACAUUGAGACCUUUGCUGAUAUGAGACCAAUCAAUCUCAGCAACUUUAUCAACAAGGUUAUUUCUAGAGUUGUUCAGGAUAAACUGGAAGGCAUUCUACCUUCUCUGAUAUCUCCCAACCAGUCUGGAUUUUUUAAGGGCAGAUGUAUCAUUGAAAAUGUCCUUCUAACUCAAGAAGUUAUGACUGACAUUAGACUAAGAGGAAAACCAGCUAAUGUUGUACUUAAGCUUGACAUGGCUAAAGCAUAUGAUAGAGUAUCACGGAGUUACUUGAUCAGAGUUUUAAGGAAGAUGGGAUUUGCAGAAAUUUUCAUAGAUAUGGUUUGGAGGUUGAUAGCAAAUAAUUGGUAUUCCAUACUCCUUAAUGGUCAAGCUUAUGGUUUCUUUCAUUCCACCAGGGAUGUAAAACAAGGAGAUCCACUCUCUCUUGCUUUGUUCAUCUUAUCUGCUGAAGUUUUAUCUAGAGCAUUGAAUUCUUUAUUUGAGAAUAAUGAGUUUAGAAGUUAUGGAAUGCCCAAAAGGAGUGCAAAUCUGAAUCAUCUGGCAUAUGCAGAUGACACAAUAAUUUUUUCAUCUGCUGAUGCUAGAUCUUUGGAGCUAAUUAUGGAGGUAUUACAUGCAUAUGAGCAGAAUAAUAGUGAGGAAGGCAGAAGAAGACACUGGUCAUCACGGCUAAAUUUGUGUAAGCCAAAAGAGGAAAGAGGAGUAGGCUUUAGAUCUUUGUUUGAUGUAUCUAAAGCCUUAUGUGCAAAACUUUGGUGGAAAUUCAGGACAACAAAUACUCUAUGGGAAAACUACAUAUGGAUCAAAUAUUGCAAAAGGCACAGUCCUCAGACUGUGCAGUGGAAGGGAGGUUCUCAAGUAUGGAAGGCUAUGAUAGAGGCUAGAGAUAAUAUAGAGCAAGAAAUAUGGUGGGAACCAAGGAGUGGAACUGCAAAUGUAUGGUUUGACAACUGGACAAAGCUAGGGGCUCUAUAUCACAUAAUUCCAGAUGAUUUUGUGAUAGAUGAGGGUGUUCAAGAUGUAAAAGAACUUAUGUUACAGGAUGGUUGGAAUAUAGGAAGAUUGCAGCAGUUAUUCCCUAUGGAUAUUGUGGAUCAUAUAUUAGAAGAAUUGCACUUUCAUGAACCAACAGAAGAGUGGGAUAGGCCAAGAUGGAUGAUGACAGCAUCAGGCAAAUUUACUAUAGGCACUGCAUGGGAAUUACUGAGGAGCAAAGCAGUCAAGUCAGAUGUUUUUAAGAACAUAUGGACAUCAGGGGUACCUUUUAAGAUAUCCUUCUUUUUCUGGAGGCAAUAUGAAACUGUGGAUCAUUUUUUUGUUACAGGAAAUGUUGCUACAAAAGUGUGGACUUAUGUUAAAACUGUUGUUGGCAUCACAACACAGUUUCAACAAGUCAGGCAGAUUCUUCAAGUCUGGUGGAAUGCAGAUUGCCCUCAAAGUUCAGAACCAUCUUUAAAGCUAUUCCAAUGGUCACUAUGUGGCAGAUAUGGAAGUGGAGGAAUACAGUCCUACAUGGAGGGAGGAUGUCCAUCAACAAAGUGA
This is a messenger RNA of Lycium barbarum (goji berry), 3024 nucleotides long. RefSeq lists its product as uncharacterized. The record is from RefSeq and is a predicted model, not a curated record. Bases 1 to 3024 code for a protein of 1007 amino acids. The transcript has 7 exons. NCBI's taxonomy places the organism in Eukaryota, Viridiplantae, Streptophyta, Magnoliopsida, Solanales, Solanaceae.